Messenger RNA from Elephantulus edwardii (Cape elephant shrew), 3678 nucleotides. It is a transcript of the gene ZFAT, whose product is annotated as zinc finger and AT hook domain containing. Gene Ontology annotation, biological process: regulation of DNA-templated transcription. The coding region runs from base 1 to 3678 and encodes 1225 amino acids. NCBI's taxonomy places the organism in Eukaryota, Metazoa, Chordata, Mammalia, Macroscelidea, Macroscelididae. The record is from RefSeq and is a predicted model, not a curated record. The transcript has 16 exons. Gene Ontology annotation, molecular function: RNA polymerase II cis-regulatory region sequence-specific DNA binding; DNA-binding transcription factor activity, RNA polymerase II-specific.
AUGCAGUCAGCAGGUGCAGAAAACCCCGCCAUCUUCAUGUGCAAGUGCUGCAAUCUCUUCUCGCCCAGCCAGUCGGAGCUCCUGGCCCACGUUUCCGAGAAGCACGUGGAAGAAGGGGUGACUGUGGAUGACAUCAUCAUCCCCCUCAGGCCCCUCAGCACCCCGGAGCCCACCAACCCGAGCAAGAUCGGCGAUGAGCCCUUGUCCGUGAAGCGGAAGAGAGGCCGGCCGAAGGGGUCCACCAAGAAGCCCUGGGCUGAAGAGGAGCUGCUGGAACGUGCUGCGAGCCCCGCGGAGGACGGGCCGAAGGCCACGGAGGAGGCGGGCAGCCCGGUGCCCGGCAGCCUGACAUGCAGCAAGUGCUGCCGCAAGUUCUCCAACCCCCGCCAGCUGAGGAAGCACAUCUGCAUCAUCGUGCUGAACCUGGGGGACGAGGACGGGGACGCAGGUAACGACUCUGAUGGUGACCCAGAGAAGAAGUAUAAGGAAGAUGACCGAGACAAGGCCUCCAAAAGACCCCGGACACAGAAGGCCGAGAAGGCGCUGAAAACCUCAUCGGGGAAGGAGGCCGGGCAGCCCUCAGGGGCCAAGAAGCCCAUCAUCAGCGUGGUUCUCACUGCACAUGAAGCCAUUCCAGGUGCCACCAAGAUAGUUCCGGUGGAAGCGGGGCCCCCAGAAGCAGAAGCAGCCCAGCCCGAGAGUACCGUGGCUGACCUGGCGCAUCGCAGAGGGUACCAGGAGUACGCCAUCCAGCAGACGCCCUACGAGCAGCCGAUGAAGUCGAGCAGGCUCGGCCCCACCCAGCUCAAGAUCUUCACGUGCGAGUACUGCAACAAGGUGUUCAAGUUCAAGCACUCGCUGCAGGCGCACCUGCGCAUCCACACCAAGGAGAAGCCCUACCAGUGCGCGCACUGCAGCUACGCCAGCGCCAUCAAGGCCAACCUCAACGUGCACCUGCGCAAGCACACGGGCGAGAAGUUCGCCUGUGACUGCUGCUCCUUCACCUGCCUGAGCAAGGGCCACCUCAAGGUGCACGUGGAGCGGGUGCACAAGAAGAUCAAGCAGCACUGCCGCUUCUGCAAGAAGAAGUACUCGGAUGUCAAGAACCUCAUUAAGCACAUGCGCGAGGUGCACGACCCACAGGACCACAAGGUCAAGGAGGCGCUGGACAAGCUCCGCCUGCUGACUCGGGAGGGCAAGCGGCAGCUGCUCUAUGACUGCCACAUCUGCGAGCGCAAGUUCAAGAACGAGCUGGACCGCGACCGCCACAGGCUGGUGCACGGCGACCAGUGGCCCUUCGCCUGCGAGCUCUGCGGCCACGGCGCCACCAAGUACCAGGCCCUGGAGCUGCACGUGCGCAAGCACCCCUUCGUGUACGUGUGCGCGCUCUGCCUCAAGAAGUUUGUGAGCUCCGUGCGCCUGCGCGUGCACAUCCGCGAGGCGCACGCACGCGAGGCGCACGGGGCCGCGCAGGAGGCUGCGGUCUUCACCAGCUCCAUCAACCAGAGCUUCUGCCUGCUGGAGCCGGGCGGGGACCUCCACCAGGAGGCCCUGGGGGACCAGCUGCAGCUGGCCGAGGAGGAACUCGUGUUACAGGGGGCCAGCGUGCCCAAGGAGGCGGCCUGCACCGGAGAGGCCCAGCCCCGGGAGACCCCAAAGGGGCCGGAUACCCCAGGGAAGAGCCCUGCUCCGGCAGAACAAUCUGCUGCAGACCCAGCCGACGGGGUAGCAGGUGUGCUCUCCACAGGUCCUUCAUCUGCAGUGGCUACUGAUGACUUGUCGUUGAAAAGUGAUACCUCUGCCACCGCCCAGGAGCCCACUGUGCCUGAAAGACCGCAGACUCAGGACCAAGGGGCGACAGUGCUGCCCAAGGUCAAAGAGGCCAGUGUGCACCAGGAGGCCCAGGCUGUGGAGAGCCCCCCAUACCCAGGGCAGGAUGCUAUGGCCCUCCCACCUGUCGGCCUGGACCCCAGCAGGCAGCUCACGUCCACCCCUGCCCAGUCCCCCAAAAUGCGUCCCCCUGACGCAGGUGGUGGGGACGUGGCCACGCGUCAGCCUGACCCCUGCAAACCUCCGGAGCCCCCAGGAGACGUCACCCCCUUCAUGAAGAUCCUGAACGGCCUGCAGAAGAAACAGAUGACCCCGGGCCUGUGUGAGAGGAUCCGGAAGGUGUACGGCGAGCUGGAGUGUGAAUACUGUGGCAAACUUUUUUGGUACCAAGUGCAUUUUGACAUGCAUGUCCGCACCCACACCCGAGAACAUCUGUAUUAUUGCUCCCAGUGUCAUUAUUCUUCCAUCACCAAAAACUGCCUUAAACGCCAUGUAAUUCAGAAACACAGUAACAUCUUGCUGAAGUGCCCCACUGACGGCUGUGACUACUCGACUCCAGAUAAAUAUAAGCUGCAGGCACAUCUUAAAGUUCACACAGAGCUGGACAAAAGGAGUUAUUCUUGUCCUGUGUGUGAAAAGUCUUUUUCAGAAGAUCGAUUGAUAAAGUCACAUAUCAAGACCAACCAUCCCGAGGUCUCCAUGAGCACGAUUUCUGAGAUUCUCGGGAGGAAGGUGCAGCUGAAAGGCCUCAUAGGAAAGAGAGCCAUGAAAUGCCCCUACUGCGACUUCUAUUUCAUGAAGAACGGCUCAGACCUGCAGCGUCACAUCUGGGCUCACGAAGGUGUGAAACCCUUCAAGUGCUCACUGUGUGAGUACGCCACACGCAGCAAGAGCAACCUGAAGGCGCACAUGAACCGGCACAGCACUGAGAAGACGCACCUGUGUGACAUGUGUGGCAAGAAGUUCAAGUCCAAGGGGACGCUGAAGAGCCACAAGCUCCUGCACAUGGCAGACGGGAAACAGUUCAAGUGCACGGUGUGCGACUACACGGCAGCCCAGAAGCCACAGCUGCUGCGGCACAUGGAACAGCACGCCUCCUUCAAGCCCUUCCGCUGUGCCCAUUGCCAUUACUCCUGCAACAUUUCCGGCUCUCUGAAGCGUCACUACAACAGGAAGCACCCCAAUGAGGAGUACGCCAACGUAGGCAGUGGAGCACUCGCCGCUGAAGCCCUGGUCCAGCAAGGUGGUCUGAAGUGUCCCGUUUGCAGCUUUGUCUACGGCACCAAAUGGGAGUUCAACAGGCACUUGAAGAACAAGCAUGCGCUGAAGCUGGUGGAGAACGGAGGCGACUCCGGGUGGGAGCCUGCGACAGACGUUCCCGACGAGCCGUCCACCCAGUAUCUCCACAUCACUGCGGCCGAGGAAGAUGUCCAGGGGACACAGGCGGCCGUGGCGGCCCUCCAGGACCUGAGAUACACCUCCGAGAGCGGUGACAGACUGGACCCCACUGCUGUGAACAUUCUGCAGCAGAUCAUCGAGCUGGGCAGCGAGACCCACGAUGCCACUGCCGUGGCCUCCGUGGUUGCCAUGGCGCCAGGGACCGUGACUGUCGUGAAGCAGGUGACAGAGGAGCCCACCUCCAACCACACGGUCAUGAUCCAGGAGACCCUGCAGCAGACCUUGGCCGAGGAGCACCACCUGGUGGUGUCCUCCGAUGACAUGGACGGCAUCGAGACGGUCACGGUGUACACACAGGGCGGCGAGGCCUCCGAGUUCAUCUUCUACAUGCAGGAGGCCGUGCCCCACGUGCAGGAGCAGGCCCUGGACACGCCGGGCCCGGAGCUGUAG